UGUCCCGUGUCCCCGGCCCCGCCCCGGUGACGGGCGCGUGAUGGCGGCGGGCGGAGCGCGGCCGCGCUGACGGCGCCAAGAUGGCGGCGCUGCGGGACGGGGAUUUCGCGGCGCUUCAGAUCCUGUUGAAGGCGCCGUCGAAGGACGCUGUGCGGCAGCUGUGCCAGGAGUGCUUCUCCAGCCCGCCCGCCGCGCUCGGCCCGCUGGCGCAGCGCGCCGGCCCCGGGCUCGCCGUCAGCGCCGAGGAAGCGGAGCAGCUGGUGUCUGCUUUGCACAACCUCACCAGGCACGUGGUGUACCGCGGCUUGACCGGGGCAGAAGACAUCCUCUGUCUUUUCCCAGAAAACUUCCACCAAAAUCUGAAAAACCUCUUGACUAAAAUAAUCUUGGAGAAUAUCUCUUCUUGGAGAAAUGAAGCACAAGCCAGUCAGAUCUCCCUGCCUCGCCUGGUGGACAUGGACUGGAGGGUGGACAUCAAGACUUCUUCAGACAGCAUCGUAAGAAUGGCAGUCCCUACCUGCCUGCUGCAGUUAAAGAUUCAGGAAGAUGCUGCCUUAUGUGGGAAUAAUCCCGUUGUUUCUGCACUGACUGUGGAACUGAGCAAAGAAACCCUGGACACUAUGUUAGAAGGUCUGGGAAGGAUUCGGGACCAACUUUCUGCCGUUGCAAACAAAUGAAUGCUCAAGGGCGUGGAUUCCAGCAGCAAGGAAGGGAAGUAUUCUCUACCUACAGCUGUCGGAAGUUGCAGCCUAGUGUAACAUGAUGUCUAUUUCAACAAAACAAAACUAAGGAGGUUUCUUUCUUGAAUUAAUGAGAUAGCUUUUGAAAAGCUAACACUCAAAUACUCAUUUGGUUGGAUGCCAAGAAAUGGUUUCCUAUUAUGUUGUUGAACAAAAGCUGUUCACCGUUUCAGAAGAGGAUUUCAGGGCUCAGAGCUUGGCUUAAUCACAAGGGUCAUAACUGGAAACAGCAAAUAGCUGCAGCCAAUGAAGCAAGUUCUAUCUCUGUCCUGAAAUGAGAAUAUGAAAGGCUCAAGCUGGGUAAUGGGCUGCCUUCCAGCAAAGGGAGGGUGCUUCUCUCUGGAAUGUUCAUGUACUGAGGUGCCUGCUGGAUGUAGCACUCUCUCCCUCUCAGUGAAGCAGAUUGUUAUUACAGGAUGAUGCACUGAAAUAGGCCAGUUAUGCUACAGCACAUUCCCUUCUGAGCAGCUUCACAGCACCAUUUGCAAAAUGACUUUUCUCAUCAUCUUUAGCAGAACUAAUUUCCUCCUUCUGUUUGAAAAGUAAAAAAGGAAUUCAGGUAAUUCAUGUUUGGGGUUUAUUGGACUCUGGGCUUUGUCUUUGCUGCACAAAAACCAAACUGGGAGAAUAAAGAAGUGAAGGCUGUUUUCUGUGCUGUAGGAAACCCCUCUGUGGCAAUAUGUGCCUAUACUUCUUCAAAGUGUUCUGUUGUUUGUGUAAAUCUUCAUUUAAUUAAAGAAUGAACUGCUAAUUGA
Molecule: messenger RNA, 1495 nt
Organism: Serinus canaria (Common canary)
Lineage: Eukaryota; Metazoa; Chordata; Aves; Passeriformes; Fringillidae
Gene: COMMD9
Product: COMM domain containing 9
Exons: 6
Coding region: 81-677 (198 amino acids)
Source: RefSeq, a predicted model, not a curated record